AUGAAAAUUUCCAUUCCUUUAACCGUUGUUGCCAUAAUUUGUAUUAUAGCAAUUGAACAAAUUGAAGCAUUUAAUUCUACUUUCGGUAUAUUUGUGUUUUUUUCGCAAUGUAAAGUUUGGGCUACAGAUAAUUAUGGUAAUACUGUAAUGACUACCGGAUGGUUGAAUUGCGAAAAUGGAGAUCCAAGUGUAACUUUUCAUUCUCGAGACAUACAAGCUAAUCCAUAUUACCUUCACGCAAAGGUUAUGGGCAGCAAGAGAGAAACAAAAAAUAGAGGACCAUUUAACUCAGAUACCUGUUUUAAAUUUACCGGAACUGUUGCUACUUGGCAUUUUAAUCAACAAGACAUGUCAUAUUGCCAGAACCCUAGUUAA
Molecule: messenger RNA, 375 nt
Organism: Rhizophagus irregularis DAOM 181602=DAOM 197198
Lineage: Eukaryota; Fungi; Glomeromycota; Glomeromycetes; Glomerales; Glomeraceae
Source: RefSeq, a predicted model, not a curated record